UAGUAUCGAUUUGUAAUUUCAGUUGACAAGAUUUGUUAAUUAAGCGCGCUCUGUUACGUCUGGAAGUACGAAAUGACAAGUUCUAAAACCCCGGUUACCUAAAACGCGCGUAUCAUACUUUUCAAAUGUGCAAAUGCAUAAGCUUAGAAUGAAUUCACAUUUCGGUAUCAUACAAUAAUAAAUGUUAAUUGAAAGUGUUUUUAAUACAUGACUGUGAUAUUUACAAAAAAACAAUAUGCCACAUGCACAACUAACAUGUUUUGAUUUCAAAAAUAAUUAUUAAACCAUCUAAUUUGUGUGCGGAAUAUAUGUAGAUAGCAUGCAUGAAGCUGCGACUGAGGAAUUUGACUUGUUGGGUGGUGCGAGCUCUAUUUAUGAAAAGGGUAUGUGUUUAGCAGUACAUCAAAUAAAUCUCCAAGCAUCUAUACAUCCUGGUACUCCAGUAGAUCAUCAGUUAGUGCGCUCACCUGAAAAUGUUGACAAUAAUUAUAUAAAUGCAGCAGCCCCCACAAAUUUGCUAAGUGAUAUAAAAACAGAAGUUGCGGCCUCAAAAGAUCUAUUUCCAACGCAAUCCUCAACGUGGCAACAGCAUCCAAUAAAUAGCGAGCAACAUGCUCAUCAUCGAUAUCAACAUCGGCACCAGCAGCGACUAGAAGAUCGGCAUCAGCAUCGCUUAAGCUUGAGUACCAGUAAAUUAUUGCUACAAAACUCAGAUGAUCCUUUAAUAUCUCAUGGCGCUAAUAAUGUAGUGACAGCCGAUGAUGACAACCAGCUUAUUAUAUCCUUGUCACCAAAUGAAGAUAAUAGUAAGAGCAAUCGAACCGAUCGAACGUUCGGCUCGCAUUCUAUUUCCUCAACUGCGAAUAUUCAAUCAUUCUUAUCCAUUUCAACGAGUGCACAACAACCGAAAAAAAUGAAACAAAAUGGCUGCAGCCCCCUAACGAAACAGCAACUUAAAGUUAAGGCUAGUUUAAUGAGUGCGCAAAAUCGUGCUGCCAAUGAGCUAAAACGAAGCGGACAACAACCGGCUUCCGUCGUUCAGAGCAAUAAGAAAACUACUGACUCGAGGAAAGGAGUCUUAAAGUUACGAUUUCACCACCAAGCACUGCCAGCAGAGUACCUUAGUCACUAUGAAGCUACACAGGGGUAUUUCAAACCGAAAUUUUUAGAUACUAGUUCAGUAAAAUCGAUGCAUACUCCAAAAUUGCCACCAGUGAAAACCUCACAUGAAAAUGUUCGUAGUUGGUUACAAAAAAUUGCCGCUAUACACCGAUCAGCGCAGCGAUCAGAGAGCAAUCCUAACACAUCAGUGAAAAUAGUAGAUCAACAUAGAACGAAUACGAAAUUACUCAAGCAUGAAACUUCUACCGAUACCAACAAUAAUUAUCAAAUGAAUCGAGUGCAAUUUUCCGAACAUUCGUUUAAUUCUCAAAAAUCUGCGGAUUCACUUCCUCGCGAUAAUAGGUUCGAUAUAAAUACGAUUGUUAAGCAGUCACCUUCAUCAAGUUCAGCUUCAUUGAACACUACAACAAUAGCUCCCAAUUAUUUAAAAUCCAAGAAAAAGAGUUUUACAUUUACUGACUUACCAUACAUGGGAGAAAUAACCCUGGACAAUUCACGUCCACGUCGUGGACGAAAACCAAAAAAAGCUGACAUCUGCCAUCUUAUAUAUAAAAACUAUGGAACAAUAUUUCCUGAAACACCUAAAAAUGUGCAACCAACAGCAGACGUGAUAAAAGGUACUAUCCAAAACGAAGAAAACCUCCGAAUAACAGAUGAGUUACCAUUAAAUCUUUGUAUGCGUGACCAACAAUGCGACCACUAUUCGAUAUCAAGCGAAGAUAGUCAGAAUGCAUCUGGACUAGCGAAUGUGAGUUUAUUGAAUGAUGAAUUGAUAGAACGUAUUGCUACACCAAAAUCCAAUGACGAACGCCCCUCACAGUCUAAACUUAGAAAUGAGCUCCCAAUCUCAAAUAAUAGAAAGCCUUCUGUUAUUCUGAAAGUGGAGUCGAGUAUUGGUAAGGCCAGAUCUACCUCUACAACAUCUUCAUUAAACACAAAUACACCGAAAAUAUCUAAUAAUAAUAAGCCAAAUGAUAUCGUAUUGCACCCCUUAAAUCUCUACUACCAUCAAUUACUUUCAAACUCUCUAUUGAACAGACAAAAUCAGCCAUUCGGACUGCCCAUCGAAACUAUAGAAAAGGACAAUCAAUUGACUUUAAAAAUACCUAUACCAAAUGGCUUGCUUCGAAUUCCCAAAUCCGAGAAAAUUACAUCGAAUUUGAGUAUAAGUAGCCAAACUAUCGAUUAUCCUGAUAAUAUAUCAACGCCAUCUUCUUUUAAAUCAGAAAGCUCAAAUACAACCACAAGAACAACAAUGAGCGCUAAAACGCCCACAGCAACAGUGAACGCUACAGGCCAGCAAAUUAUUACACCACAGAAGCGAAAACGUUCUGCAAUAUUUAUACCGCCAAUCCCGACAGAAUAUACCUCAAACCCAGCCACGGAGGUGAGCAUAUGCAAAUUUAAAUUUACUGGUGGCGUAAAGCCUUCCUUGCAAGAGAAGAAAAUGCUUUCUGUAGAUUCUGGAGGUAAUUUUCGAUACUAUAGCGGUACGGGCGACAAGUCCACUCGUGGUUAUGAAUUUUUCCCGCGUAAAAGUCUGCAAAAUGCCGCUGGAUUCUUACCGGGAGUGAGUUGUUCAAUAUCGUGUGCCAAUAAUGAAAACGAAUACUCAACCAGUGACAUACCACCUCCAUCCGCAGAACUUAGUAAUGAAAUUUUGCAAAUUCCUGAAUCCCCGACUGCAACGUUAUUAUUACCACCAACAGUUUCAUUACCGAAACCAUCAUCACCAUCUCCGUUAACUAGAUCGCCAGACUCCUAUUCCAGUUCCCCAGCUCUCCCAAUCCAGCAACAAACAUCCAACAUUCAAAUAAUAGUAGAUUCAAAAUGCGACAAUGCUCUGUCUGUUAAGAGUAUCUCUUCCACAAAAAAUCAAUUUAUUAACUCAGUGGCGGAAGUGGAAGUAUUAACACCAUGCAAUCCGACGCAAAGAAAAAAAAAAGCUGGUAAAUCAUCCCAGCGGGAGAAACUAGAGAAGACAUUUAAAGAAAAGGGAUUUCUUAUCCAAACACAGCAACUAGAAUCCGCUGAAGGAGCUACUUACUGUAAAUUUCGACAAUUGAAAAGGUUUACACGUUACUUAUUCAGGAAUUGGAAGGAUUAUCUGCCAGAGGAAGUGUACCAGGAAAAUACGUCAGUGGGAACAGUUGUCAUUCAUCAGCCCAAUAUAGAGGAAGAAGUGAAGAAAGAAUCAGAUAUAACGGAUUGCCUGACAGAGCAAUUAGCUAUUGAGAGCAUUUUGGAGCGCCAUGGAUUUCUGGAAACCGGAAAUCUAUGCCCCAAAAGCAGUAAGCAGACACUGUUGUCCACCCAAAACUUAGUGGAAACAUAAUCAAAUUAAAUGAUAAAAUCCGGAGACACAUUAGAAAUAUUAUGUUUGCGUAAACUCUUAAAUGACUGAAAAAUUAUACAUAUAUUUUGCUAUUGAAUUAUUAACACUGCCAAAGAAUAAUUAGACCUUAACUAUAUUUAAAUCAAUUAAACAUUAAAGUUAUUAUAAAAAUGUGAA
Messenger RNA from Ceratitis capitata (Mediterranean fruit fly), 3634 nucleotides. RefSeq lists its product as hypothetical. The record is from RefSeq and is a predicted model, not a curated record. The coding region runs from base 320 to 3457 and encodes 1045 amino acids. Lineage: Eukaryota; Metazoa; Arthropoda; Insecta; Diptera; Tephritidae. The transcript has 2 exons.